CAAAUUAGCCAAAGAGGUAUUCCACACCACAGCACGUCAUGCCUGGGGAGAUCAUAUUUUUGGAGGAUUUCAGCACAGAGAUUUCUGGAGUCUGCUGUGUCUAGCCAUAAUGAGUUUGUCACUGGUUGCUUAUGAUGAUUCAGACUCUGAGACAGAACCUGAAAACACUGAAGUCCCCAGUACUUCCAGCAAACAAACAAGCCAGCCAAGUUCUUCUGUGAAUUGUGUUCAGUACUUUGCACCUGGUAGUUUGAGUACAAAAUCUACAUAUGAAAUGCAGCCUACUGAGAACAUGGACUGUUCUGGCACAAGCACUGCUUGUGAAGAUGCCUCUGAGCAUUAUGUACAGAAUAACAACGCUGAUUUGACAUCUCCUUAUUGUAAAAGAGCAUACCCUGUCCAUACUGCAUUAUGUAUGUCCUACAAAAACUAUGAACAAGCAUCAAGCUCUUCAACAAACUCUGGAAAUGGCAUUUCCCACAAGCGAAUACAUAAAGACAGUACUAUUGCCAUAAAAGGGAUUAGACCGUAUAUCCCUAAAAGAUUGCGUCAAGAAAAUUCCAGUAUGCCUGAGAAAAAAGAAUGUGAUCAGAGAGAAAACUCAGAUUGCGAUGUUAAGCUAGGCAUAUCAGGAGAGCAGACUUUGAGAAAGAUCUCUGAAUUAAUUAAGCCAUAUUUGGGAUCCAAAUAUAAAUUAACUGAAGUCCCCAAAAGCUUAAUAUUCAUGUCUAAACACAGUGGCCCUGUCAAUGAAAUCCAGUGGUGUCCUGUACGGGAACAAAGUCACAUGCUUCUCUCUGCUUCUAUGGACAAAACAGUCAAGGUAUGGGAUGCUGUAGAUACAGGCUGCUGUUUGAAAACAUACUCCUGUCACUCUUGUGCUGUUCGAGCUGCCCGGUGGUCGUCUUGUGGAAGAAGGAUCCUCAGUGGGGGCUUUGAUUCCAUGCUGCAUUUAACAGAUGUAGAAACAGGAAAGCAGAUAUUUAGCAGCAAAAAUGAAUUUAGGAUCAGUGCACUGAAGUUCCACCCUACAGACUCAAAUAUUUUAAUUUGUGGAGGGUUCAGCCCGGAAGUUAAAUCUUGGGAUAUAAGGACUUCUAAGGUGUUAAGAGUGUACAAAGCUGCAGUCCAACAGACAUUGGACAUGCUCUUUCUCCCAGAAGGAAAAGAAUUUCUGACAAGCACAGAUGCAGUAAGCCGGGACUCAGCUGAUCGCACCAUUAUUGCAUGGGACUUCCAAAGUGCUGCAAAAAUCUCCAAUCAGAUUUUCCAUGAGCGUUACACUUGCCCGAGUCUGACUCUGCACCCAAAAGAGUCUGUGUUUGUUGCUCAGACAAAUGGGAACUACAUGGCUUUGUUUUCUGCGCAGCGACCUUACAGAAUCAACAAGAAGAAAAGAUAUGAAGGACAUAAGGUGGAAGGUUUUGCUGUGGGCUGUGAAUUUUCUCCAGAUGGAACACUUUUGGUGACAGGAAGUUCAGAUGGCAAAGUGUUUUUCUAUAACUAUCAUACUGCUAGGAUUAUUCGCACUUUGUCUGCACAUAAAGAAGCUUGUGUGAGUGCAAUAUUUCACCCAGUCUUGCCAUCACUCCUUGCAACAUGUGAUUGGGCUGGAGAAGUCAAGAUCUGGCAAUAACAAGCAGAGUUACUUUUCAGGCUGUCUCCUGUUAGUCUGUCGAAGGCAUAGGAAAUAAACCAUGGUAUGCAAUGUGAAAUUUUGUUGUGAUGUGGUAAGCAGAAGAGGCUGUUGUCUUUUCUUCUAUGACCUCUAAGUGUAUGCUUUCAUAAUGCAGUUAAGAUGGUCUUGUCAUUAACUGUUUAGCAAGUGGUUUUACUCUCUCCCUCAGCCCUGGUGACAAAUUUCUGCCUGUGACAAUUUUUUUUGUGUCUUGUGCUACUCAUCUGGCCCCACCCUGGUUUGAGUAGCUAAACUUAAUAAAAUUGUUGGUCUUUUUGUGGAGCUUUUCAAUGCAGCUUUCUUAAACCAGGCUGUGUCAUAGAAUGAUUUAGAUUGGAAAAGACCCCAGAGAUCAUCAAGUCUAGUCAUUAACCCAGCACUGCCAAGUCCACCUUAUGUCCCUAAGUGCCACAUCUACACGUCUUUUAAAUACCUCCAGGGAUAGUGACUCAACCCCUUCACUGGGCAUUCUGGUCCAAUGCUUGACAACCCUUUUGGUGAAGGAAUUUUUCCUAAUACCCAGUCUAAACCUCUUGUGGUGCAACUUGAGGAAAUUUCCUCUCAUCCUUACCAAAAGUUGGUGAGGACAUACUGUGUAACGGAGGAUGACAUUCACAUCAAUUAAUACCUAUUUGAUCUUCUUGGGAUUUCUUUUCACUGUUUUAAACUAAUUUUCACUAGGUUUCCUCCCUGACCUGGUCACUGAAGGGUUGACGGGCGCUAGUGUAGUUCAAGGUAAAACAGCUUCUGUGCACAUAAAGGGGAAAGAUCACAGGGCAGGUGGGAACGCUUCUUUUGGAAAUGGGUGGCUGUCACCAGCUCAGUUUAUUGUAAAAUGCCUUCUGCAAGUUCCAGGUAAAGGUUUGCCAGAUAAUUUGAAGCUAAUUUCAGUCAGUAAAUUUGUAUUCUUGAUAUCCUGGUGUUUAAUGUUGAGUUUUAAACUUGCAUUUACAACUGUACAUAAACAAAGCAAAACUAUAUGUAAACACUUCUAGUGAAAAAA
This is a messenger RNA of Melopsittacus undulatus (budgerigar), 2681 nucleotides long. It is a transcript of the gene WDR25, whose product is annotated as WD repeat domain 25. The coding region runs from base 110 to 1636 and encodes 508 amino acids. Lineage: Eukaryota; Metazoa; Chordata; Aves; Psittaciformes; Psittaculidae. The transcript has 7 exons. Gene Ontology annotation, molecular function: protein binding. The record is from RefSeq and is a predicted model, not a curated record.